AUUCUUGAUUGGCGAUGAUCAAAACAAACCAGUUACUGUUAUAACACACCCUAGUCAAACCACCCAGCCCAAUCAUAGAGGAGGUUGUUGUGGAAGAAGAGGAGGAGCUCAGCAAGAGGCCACGCCCCUCCAAUGGAGUUGGAGCAACAGGUAGAAGUGAUUAUUCAAGAAGCUACAGAAAUUAAAGAAGAGGAAACUGAAAAGUCUGAAGUGGAAUUGACCAAAGAGGAAGGGGAGAUAAUUGACACAACAGGAUCUAUGUCACCAGUUAAGUCCCCUGACACAACUAGAGAAGCAGACGACAAUAAAAGUAUGGAUCAAAAGACUGGUUCACCAAAUGUCUCGGAAAUGCCUUCAGAAGAUGUACCAGAAAAGGGUCAACUGGAACAGGAAGCUUCAGCAGAAGAUGAGAGUAAGAAGGCCGAGGGCGCCGACACAACAGGAAUGAGGCUCAGUCUAGAGUCCCUCGAGGAGGAAGAUUUUGAUGAGGAUCCUCUGAAGACAAACCGAGCCCUCGCUGCUCUCCUCGAGUCAGAACGAGGUCAAGAAGCCACACCUCUUGGUGUUGAAGAGGUAUUUGAUAUACUGCCACUGUAUGGUACACUCGAGCCUGGCGACACGGAGCAGGUUACCAUGACGUUUUAUGGUCAUGCUGAUAUCUGGGGUCAAGCAAAGGCCAUCUGUGAGGUGGAAGGCGGACCUACAUACGAGCUCACACUAAAAGGAGAGGCCUCAUUAGUCAGUUACAAAUUUGACUGCAAAGAAAUUCAUUAUGGAAAACAGAUGUAUGAUCAUGUGGCCACCACAGAAAUCACUCUUGUGAACACUGGUAAAGUGGGUUUUGAGUUCUGUUGCCUUAACCUCGAUCCUGCACUUGCCAAGAAGCCCAAACCUGGUGUACCUAUCAUGGUGCCACACGCAGGAUAUAUUGAGCCAAUGAGCGAACAGAAAUUAACCAUCAAAUACCUACCAGGUGUACCAGAAAAAUUCAAUAAAUGUUUCCGUGUACAAGUGGCCCACUUUGAGCCUGAUUUGAUCACAAUUCACGGAGAAGGUGUUUUCCCACGAAUUUCACUUGAUCUGCCGAGGGUCGCAGAUGAUCAGUACACAACCCUGGUUAAACACGCCAAAGAAAAUGUAUAUAAAAGGACAAUGGAGAGUUUCGAUCCAAAGGGUAGCCCCAGCAUUUCACAUCCACUUGGCCAGCAUCUUGCUACGGAAAAUAUGCUGGUAGCUCAGUCACAGGGCAAUCAUCAAGAUCUGAUGAAAAAGAAGCAAGAAAAAAUGGACUUAGUGAAGAAAGGUGAACUAUGCUUGAUGCCAUCAGAGCUAGAUGUACAGUUAGAAGUGGAGAGACUUUCUGUGAGGAAUUACUCUCAUGACCUACAACAACAAGAGAUGGCAGUACACGAGUCGUACGACACUGACCCACCAAACAGUAAUGAGAGCAGGGAAACACAGAACACAGCGGACUCUAAAGGAGGUCGUAAAAAGAAAAUUAAACCAAGACUACCAGAAUACCUGCUUGACUUUGGUUACGUUGUUCUCGGAACUGUGCGCACUCACAUCGUCAAGGCAACAAAUACCGGAUAUUUCCCAUCUUCUUUUCAAGUAGAGCGUAAUGACUUCCAUCACCAUGGUUUCCAUGUAGAGUUGGAUCGUGUACGAAAUCUUCCUGGCUCACCUGAUUAUGAAUCAGUAGAUUUUGUUGUCAGCUUUGAUCCAAGGGGAGCUAAUUUGCCUCUUGGUCCAGUAGAGAGUUAUGUCCCUGUUAACAUUUUGAAUGGCCCAAUGGUUAUGAUGCGUCUGAAGGCCAAUGUGACUAUGCCAGAUAUGCAGAUCUCGGACGACACUCUAGAUUUCGGUGAGGUCCGGUGCGGUGAAUGUCGUGUGGUCAUUGUGCAGCUUCACAACUACCAACAUGUGAAAUGUGAAUGGAAUUCUUUACCAUCGGAGAAAGAAAGAAAUAAGAGAUCAGGUUUUUCUCUUGGCAAGGCAGAUAAGCAUGUACCUAUGCAUCUACGAAGAAAGAACAAAGCUGACAAGUCCAAACCCCGGUAUUUUGAGAUCAUGCCCCCUACUGGCACACUGAUGCCAGGCCAGAGACUAAAUGUUCAGGUCAAAUUUAUGCCGACAGAAGAGAAAUUCUACGAGCAGAGAAUCCCCAUCAGGAUAGCUCAGAGCAGUCAGAGAAUAUUGUUGCUAUGUAGAGGUCAAGGGUCAGAGCCUCGACUUGACUUUGAUUUGAACAUGAUGCAGUUUGGACCAAUUCUGCCUCACAGUGUUGGUGAUGAAAAAGAGGUUGUCGUGAAAAAUCCAUGUGCAUUCCCUAUAGAGGUGUACAACCUAGAGUUUGACUCACAGUACCUGGAAGAAGAAAAGAUGUUACGUCUGAUGAAAGGGUAUGAUGAAUAUAACACAAUACUACUACCUCCUCGACCCCCAGGGGAGAAACUGCCACCAGAAUUAUUGGAAUUCUAUGAAGAACAAAUGUUGAAGCUAGAAGAGAGUGAGAAGGCUCGUCGUGAAGCAGAAGAACAAGAAGAGUCUGCUAGAAGAGAGGCGGAGGAGAGGGAAAGAGAAGAAAAUGGUGAAGAAGGAAAAGAGAAAGAGGAUGGUUCAGAUAAGACAGAUGCUGGACAUACCCAGGACGGUACAAACACAGCCAGGUCUAGAGCAGAAUCUAUUGCUGACAGUGCCGAGGGUCUGGAUGAUGCCAAAUCUAAACAUGAAUCUGAUGAUGGUAAAGAAACAUCAAGCAGCGUUGGUGUUGGCGAGAUGGAGAUUACACCUGUAUCGAAGGCCGUAGCUAGACAUCUUGGUAUUGACCUGUCUGACGAGGGCAAAGCAGCACGUAAUAGACGAGGCAUUGCAUGUAUCGUUAACGGAGCACCUUUAUCAGGAAAGACAGCAACUGCAAUAACUCUUGCAAAACAAUAUGAAGCUGCUUUGUUAAGCAUAGACAAUGUUGUGUUAGAUGCUAUAUCUAAUGGUAACACAAGCUCUGGUCUUAAGGCACGUGAAAUGUGCGCUGAAGCCGCACGUAAGCGUAUGGAAGAGAUUCGCGCCCUGGAAGGUGAUGAUGGAGAGAAGAAAGUGGCAGGCGGUUUGAGUGUUGAGGCUGUGGCUGCUCAUACACAGGGAGCUACAGGUGGAGUGUCAGUAAGUGCCGCCCACUCUAUGGUGAGCAAUCGUAAAACAAGUACCAUUACAGAUGUGAAGGGCAUGAAAGACAAACAUGGCAGCGUCCUCGGAGGCAAGACAAAUAUCAAUACGUCAUCCAUCGAAGGUGGCACAGGGAGUCAGCAAGGUAGCAAGUCACAGCUAUCAACAGAACCUACAAGAAGUGGAGGUCGAAAAAACACUCUUGUUGACUUCACAGUUCCAAAUAUGGACAAGGUUUUAGAGCCAAAAGUACCAAGUAGUCCACCACCGCUGGCUGCCCCUAUAGCCCGCAGACUGAGUGUAAGUGCCAGCGUGGCUGGAGAGGAGGGACUUAUGAGCUGUGUGUUACCGGAAGAACUUCUGGUUGAAAUCCUCGCUGAACGCCUACAGUUAAAUGACUGUCACCGAGGGGUGGUGUUUGAUGGGUUGGAGACCCUGUUUGCCCAGAACCAGCACACGGCGGCCUCGGCUGUACUGAAGGCCCUCAACAACCGCAGGUUUAUUUACUUUAUCUCCCUGAAACUGGACUAUAACCAUCUGAAAGAACAAGAAAAGAAAGACAAAGAGGAAAAAGAGCGAAUGGAUCGUGAGCGUGAGGAAGGCGAGAGAAGAAGAUUAGAGGAGAUGUCAGAAGAAGAGUAUGACGCUCUAACGGAAAAAGAGAAAGCUGAAGUUGACAGAAAACGUCUCGAAAUUAAAAAAGAACGGAUAAGAAAACGUUAUGGUUCGGCUACAAGUUAUAGACGAAAAGAGAAAGAAGCCAAGGAAGAAGAAGAAAGAAUAAGGAGAGAAAGAGAGGAAGAGGAACAAAGAAUAAGGGAGGAAGAAAGAAAAGGAAAGAAGGGCAAGAAAGCUGCUAAGGAUGUCAAGGAUGAUGUAGGUAAAGAUGGUAAGAAAAGUCAGGCGGCAGGAAAGGGCGUGUCAGCUAGUCAGGAGAAGGUGAAGAUUGGAGGAAAACACGACGUUGACCAUACUGUUAGUAAGACAGGAUCAAACACUGAACGACCUGAGUCACAUCAGACCGAGAAAAGUGAUAGCCAGACCACUGGAGAAGCCGACAAGAAAGGUAAAAAAGGCAAGGACAACAAAGAGAAAGUGAAAGGAGAGAAGGGGAAAGAUGAAGCUGUUACGGCUGAAGAAGUACCAAGAGAUCCAAUUAAAGAGGCAGAAAUUCUACUGAUGCAGAGAUUCAGAACAUUUGAAGUCAGUCAGAAAGAAAUUGCUGAGCUUGUGGAAUAUUGGGACCGCCUUACAUUAAAUUUGAAACGUCCCCGCACACCGUCUGAGAGAUCAGACGAAGAUGGACAGCAUCAGCAUCCACCCUCAGGCAAGAAAGGAAAAGGCAAAGACCAUCAUGCUACUUUUGAUAAUGAUAAAGUUCUUCUUGCUAUUCCUGAAUCUGCUGAGGAUUUGUCCACAAGUUCAAUGGGUCAGAGACGGAGACACUCCGAGCAUGACAAGCAUGAUAAAGAAAAGGCUGAGAAGGAAAGGCAGAGGCAAAUAGAAAAGGAAAAUGCCGAGAGACUAGCAAGAGAGGCGGCAGAAGCAGCUAAGGCGGCAGCGGCGGCUCAAGCCGAGGGCGAGGACGGUGAGACUGUAGACGGUUCCCAGGAGAAGGAAGAAGAUGUGAUCGGGGUACCACAUAUUGUCAUUGAUGUACAUGAGAGAUCUUCUACACCAAGUCAGAAAGUGUUAAAUUCUGGCAGGCUGCCAACAGUAGAAGAGGUUCUUGAUGGUUUGGGUCUUGGACCGAGAGGACCACCUAUACCACCUCCAGCUAAUUUCAGUGUAGUACCGUACCCAGUGAAGCGUCGUGCCCCGGGUGUGUCUGAGUUUGGAGGAAGAUAUCUCUUCAUUGCCUCGUCACCAGAUGAUCCAAAUAUUGGAGUCAUUGAGACAAAGGAGUCUGAACAAGAAGAAGAAAAGUCAGUGACCCCUGACAAGGGCAAGGACGACCAUCCAACCCCAACGAAAGGUAAAGGCGGGAAAGACAAGAAAGAUGACUCAAAGAAAGACACAGGAAAAGAUAAGGAGAGAAAGAAAAGUGCCGAGAGGAAAACAACUUCGAAAGGCUCUCGUAGAAAUUCUGUCGUACCACCUUCCCCGCCUCCUGGCCAUGCUACACCCAUCUCUGAUGGUGAUGCUUUAAGCACGGCGGGUGAUCUGUCAUCUCUAACCGACAAUAAAACACCGAAAUUGACAAUUUUCCGAUGGAUCAUACCUGCCAAUGGUGAGGUCACACUCAGACUCCGGUUCCAGUCCGAGGAACUUGGCCAAUUUGAUCAGACUCUUAACUUUGAAAUUGUUGGAACCAGACGUCGGUACCAGCUCUACUGCAGAGGAAUUUGUGCUUUCCCAACAAUCAGCAGGGAACCAAGAAUUGUGUUUCCACAUCGUAAGAAGAGUAAGAAACUGGAUGAGAUCGUGCAUAAGAAAUAUAUUCUGACAUCUGAGACUUUCGAGUUUGGACCGCUACUUGUCGGAAGAAACAGAGAUAGGUAUAAAGAAGGAAGGUUCCCGGAACAUAUGGAGACUCUGACAGUAAAGAAUACAUCCCCAUUAGAUGCUGACAUCAGUUUCUGUUAUCUUAAUGACAGUAAAGGAGAGACAUUCUUGCUGGAUCCACCAGCCAUGAUGCUUAAACCCGGCGAGCAACAGGAUUUGAGCAUUUGGGCGUAUCCUAUGGUACCUAACCAUUACGAGGAUUCCAUUGUAUGCUGUGUAAGAGAAAAUCCCGAGCCAGUGGUAUUCAAAGUUUGUUGUGACGCGUUCCGUCCAGAGCUUGACCUAGAUAGGAAACAGCUUCACUUUGAUAGAGUCUUAUUACACAGGAAAGAUACAAAGACCAUUUACUUGAGAAACAGCACCCAGAUUCCUGUACACUGGAAACUUAGUGGCCUUGACAUGCUAGGCGAGGACUUCACUGUAGCCGCUGACAGUGGUAUUGUUGAGCCCAAGUCAGAAUAUGCCCUGAAUGCCUACUUUAGGGCCAUGAAACCUGUCAACUCCAUGAAGAAAAUGAUCAGACUUGAGAUUUCUGAUGCUGAAGAAACAAUGGGUGUGAUCAGAACAGAACCUAUACAAGUUAUAGCAGAGGCUUAUGAUGUAGCAGUUGAUAUUGCUUUCCCUAAAGGAACUGAUGGUGGCCUUGACUUUAGCACAAUCAAGGUGAUGGAUGAGGUCAAACAGACAUGUACACUGAAAAAUAAGGGCAAAUAUGAUAUUCAGUUUAACUUCCUGUUCGAGAACGUUGAUCCUUCCAACCCUAACAUAACCAGUCUGUUCUCCGUGAUUCCAUCGAAGGGCGUGCUAGCCCCGCAGGACAGACAGACGGCUGUACAGGUCAUCUUUAAAUCAAACAAAGAAGUAACAGUGAAAGAUCAACCCAUCCUGAAAUGUCAGGUGAUCGAACCAAACAUUGCCGAGGAUGGUGAACUCAUCGCCAGUAUUCCGGUUAAAGUCUCCGUAAAGGCCGUCUUCAACAAGUACAACAUUUUACCAAUGAGUGACAUCAACUUUGGUUCCCUGUUAGUAAAUAGCAAGAAAACACGAACAUUUAUAAUUGAGAAUAAGGGAGAAUUUGAUUUCAAAUACCAAAUAUCAAAAAUGAUCAAAGAACCAGCCCAGCAGCCUGGAACCAGGUCAAUGAGACCGCCUGUAAAGGGAGAUAAGCGUACAAAAUCUCGAGAUGGCUCUAGUUCAGGUAGAUCUGUUGCCAAACCAAAGAAAACCGAUUCGACCAGUGAACAAUCCGAAAGUGUUGUGCAGAAGCCAAGCCACAUAAGUGGCACGCCUGCCAAGUCGGGCAGAGACCAUCCAGGCGUUGGUAGUUCCAUGCGUGGAAAGUUUACUUUAUUCCAAAAUAACAGACAAGAAAUGGGUGGACAGUCUAAGUUACAGCUCGGAGCUUUCACGAUAUUCCCAGCAUUUGGUAUAAUCUUACCAAACGGUCAUCAAACCAUCACUGUCGACUGUGUGGCCGAGUCACAGGGAAGAUUUGACGAGGAGUUAAGUAUAGAUAUAGCUGAUAGAGAUCCAACUGAUCACCCAGGUGGCAUAUCAUACAAGUUGCUGGCCGAGGCUUGUAUCCCGUCCAUUAAUGUUGACGACCUUGGUUCGAUCUUUGAGGAGCACCGUGUCUGCAAGAACUUGAGUGUCUGGCAGCACACAAACUCUCUGGAGAGUAGUGGUGUUUAUGCUGAGGAUGAGAAGAAAUUUGUGUUUAACAACGUGAUUGUUGGACGUAAAGCUACUGCUAGAUUCAAGAUCUCCAACAACCAGAAGGUCCCAUGUGACGUGGUGUUCACUGUAAAACCCCUAGGUGCAAAGAGCCGGCAACAAGACAUAUUUGAAGUAGAACCUGGCAGGUCUCAAAUUAUGAACCACAGUUACGUGUAUGCCACUGUUACCUUUACUCCACCUUCAAUGCAGAGUUUCAGUGCAUUGUUUGAAGCAGUCAUUGACGGACUGUCACCUAACCAGGCCAGAGGCAAGACCCUCACAUUUGAAAUUGCUGGUGAUGGUAACUUACCCAGAAUCUCUAUUACCAAGCCAACUGUAAGAAACAAGAGAGGACAACCAUUACUCUUGUUCAAGAAAAAUCUUGUUGGUAGAACAGAGUCACUUCCCUUGGUUCUGCAAAAUGAUGGCACUUUGCCAAGUAAGGUUGACAUAGAUCUUAUAGACCCUGAUGGAGUGUUCAAACUAUUGCCAGCAGAAAACACAAAUGCUAUCAUGGCAGAUGACGAGGAUGAAGAUGCAUCCAGAAGACCACACACAGCCUCAGUCAAUGUCAGUGUUGGUGAAACUGUCGCCUUUAAAGUCAAUUUCUGCCCAACGGCAAUCCAGAGGUCACAGGCACAUGUUCGUGUAUCGGUGAUUGACAACCAGUACGAGGAUUCUGUAAUCCAGCUUGUUGGCGAGGGAUACGAGGAUGAAAUCUCAUUGGACAAGAUAAACAGCGUAGAUGUACCCAUUGACCCCGAGAGUGAGGAAGGCAAUAUGGCUGAAGAUGAUGUUUCAGCUGCAAAACCAAAUCUUAUUCGGUUUGGAGACUGUUUUAUCAACGAGCCUCGUACUUUGACAUUCUCGAUGACAAACCAUUCCAAGACAGAUGCAAUCAGAUUCCAGUGGCCUGAUCAUCCACAGUUGAAAUUCUCGCCCACUGUAGGUCAUCUCCAUACCAACUGUAGUAAAGAUUUCACAGUGACCUUUAAAUCUGACCAGCCAAAAACACUGCAAGAGUCUGCAGUGCCGUGUAAAGUUACCAAGAUUACCUUUAACAAACCAGGACAGGCAACAGACUGGGAUGACCGUAUACGUACUGUCAAGUGGGUUGACAUACCAAACUCUCCUGUAGAGGGCAGCACCACCGGAACUAAGACAGCCACCACAGCCACGCCUAGGCCAGCUAAGAGGAAGGUUGUAGAAACUGAACCAGAACCUCCUCAUAGCGAGGUUGCCGACUCGGCUCGAAAUGUUGAUCUGCUUGUCAGUGCCGUAGCUGAUUAUAGUAAAUUCAAGUGUAAAUUAGACAGUAUCUGCUUCAGAGAGACUUUGAUGUUCCAAACCAGAGUUUACGAGUUUCAGAUGAGUAACAAGGGAUCGGUUCAGCUAGAUUACAGUUGGCAGGUAGUAAUGGAGAACUUCACACCAACCAUACAGCGUGCUGUGACCUUCAUCUCUGAAGGUGACAGGCCCGAGUCUCGUGUAGACGUAAUUGACACACAGUACAUUCCGUUCACUAUAGAGCCAGAGUAUGGCACAAUUAUGGCAGGAAAGAAACAGACAUUUGCUGUCAAGUUUACUCCCCUGGAUACCAAUGAUUAUGAAGGCAGACUGGUCUGCACGAUUUCAAAUCUAGAGAAGAAUUCACAAGGUCCAGUACUUGGCAUAAAAGGAAAGAGUUUAAUGCCAUAUUGUCACUUUGAGUUGGAAGAUUCUGACUAUAUUACAAACGCCCGCCGCAAUCCUGAGAUGAGAGGACCAGGUGGGGCACCUCCUGGCACAACACUCGACCCUAACACUAGAGUGAUUGAGUUUGAAACCACAGGAGUGUCUGUGAAAUGUACAAAAUCAUUUGGUAUAGUUAACCCCACUAGUCAGAUAUACAGUUACCAGUGGAUAUGUGAGGAUGAAGUUGACCCAAAGAAACCUUCAUCAUUCCUCUGUGUACAACCUAAAGGACAAAUCAGGAGUGGAAAGAAAGCUACUGUAACAUUUGAGUACAGCGCCACUCAGCUGGACGUGGUUGAGUCAUUCUGGAGAUUUACGAUACCGGAACAGAAUAUCAACAUUCCAUUCUUACUUGUUGGUCAGGCGAAGGAACCGGACAUCAUCAUGGAUAGGUCACACAUGAACUUUAAGGCUCUACUUAUAGGUCAUGAAGCCAAGGAAACAGUGUUGCUGAUCAACAAUGAGAACCAAUCAUUCCACUUCAAUUUUGAUGAAGACUCCACCCACUCAGCAGGAUACUCCGCCCACUUGUUUGUUGAACCAAUGGCUGGUGUUCUACCUCCUAAAUCCAAGAUUCCUGUGGAUCUAUACUUCACACCAAAUUCUGACAAAGAAGUAAAUUUCAACCUGACAUGUAAUGUACGUCGUAAAACACUGCCAGUUUCACUGAACGUGAAAGCAGAAGGCUAUUCCAUGGAUUGUACGUUACUGUGUGAGGAUUCCCUCGGUAACAGAGUAGAAUUAUCACCAGACGGUCUAAGUCAGAUCAAUUUUGGUGAGGUGGAAGUGAAUGAGCAACAGAUUCGCAAUUUGUUCAUUCUGAACUCUGGCAAGUUUAACUUUGAUUAUAACUGGGAGCUUAACAUGGCAACAAAGCGUAAGGAUAUGGUGACGAUCACACCGAUGUCUGGUGGCGUGAACCACGGUGAGAGGAAGAAAUGUAUCCUGUCUUUCUGUCCGUCUGCUAGAAUGACCUUGAGAGAUUCAGAACUUGCUCUUAAGAUAUCCCAUGGACCAUCUUACCACAUAGCUUUGAAUGGUCUAGGUGUGAGUCCAGGCCUCCACUUCUCAUUCCUGACAACCAACUUUGGUAGCUGUUUUAUAUACCGUGCUGGCAUGCCGACACAUACCAAGGUGCUCAAACUUACUAACAAGGAUAAGAAGGAAAUAAGUGUUGAUUGUCUUUACACACCAACCAAUCAUUUACAUCACACAUUUGAGGCAUGUGUUAUCCAGCCAGGACAAUCUGUAGAUGUAGCAUUUACAUUCUAUCCUAGAGAAGCCAAGAAAUACAAGGAAAUUGUCACAUUUGAAAUCAAUGGUCUUUCUAAACAGGACGUGGAAAUUAACGGCCAAGGAACAGAGAUGAAGAUUGAGGUAGCAGACCCAAAACACAAGAUGUUGAACCUUGGUGCUCAAGUGGUUGGCAAGGUUGUAAAACGUUAUAUCCCCAUCAUCAACAACAGCCCUGCUGCUAUAACUUUCACCCUGGCCUUGACCCCCACAACCCCAGCCCUACAACAACCAGGAGUGUUAUCUAUAUCCCCCACCCAUCAGAUUACUCUGGAGGGCAAGGGUGGCACCUGUAAGGUAGAGGUGAUUUUCAAACCAACUGGUAGGAUACCACAGUUCAUGGAAGAGGUGUUGUUGGAGUGUGCCGGUCUCUCACAGCCAUUGUUUGUGAUGCAGGGCUCAUGCCUUGGCAUGGAGAUCUCACUCGACACCGUGGCAAUACCAUUUGGUGCCGUUGUUCAACGCAGCCAGACUUCUAGAAAGAUUGUUAUGACAAACUCUGGAGACAUGAAUGCCAAAUUCUGCUGGGAUAUAAACAGUUUUAAGCCUGAUUUCUCAGUUUACCCUGUGGAGGGAUACAUCACACCUGGUAUGGAAGUGACAUUUGAAGUAUUCUUCCACCCACAAGAAAUAAGCCAGGAUAUAAGAUAUGAUAAAUUGCGAUGUUUCCUCGAAGGUGGACCUCAUAAGCCUGUCACUUUGACCUUGACUGGAACAUGUAUCGGUAACCCACCAGUGAGAGAAGGUCAACAUUUCUCCACCAAUGUUAGAGUCAAGGAUACUAAAAACUUGACCAUUCCAAACCGAAGCAACCAGACCUGGCAUUUGAAGCCAAUCAUUGAGGGCGAGCAAUGGAGCGGUCCGGUAUCGUUUACCGUUGAGCCCCAGCAGACAAAACAUUACGAGCUCACGUAUUUCCCUAUCACCAUGACAACCGAGGGUAAAAAACACCAGGGCUCGAUCUUCUUCCCACUCCCAGAUGGUACAGGGCUCAUGUUUAACUUGGUCGGCACAGCUGAAGCUCCCAGACCCAGUGGAAAGGUUUCACGUGACAUCCCGAGCAAAACCUGGUACAAUGAAAUGUUACCUGUACAUAACUGGCUCAAGAAGCCACAAAGGUUUAGAGUGAAAGUUGAGCCAAUGAGACAAGAAAAGUUUGAUACAGGUACACAGAUCAAGUCUAUGGAUUAUAUAGACGUACCUGCCAGCAGUAAGAAAGAUUACAAACUCUCUUUCUAUGCCUACAAAGAGAGUAUUACAUCAAUGAAGGUGACAUUUAUAAAUGAGCCAACCGGAGAAUACCAGUACUAUGAGGUGACAUUCAAGGCAACACGACCUGGCGUGAUCAACACCAUUGACCUUGUGACCCCAGUUAGACAAAGUGUCCAUCACAAGAUCAAGUUGGACAACCCGCUACCGCAGGCUGUGACCUUUGCAGCAUCCUGCAAUGUACAGGAAGUCCUUAUGCCGAGCACUCUGAAUGUACCUCCAAACUCGAGUGCUGAUUUUACCUUGGAGUAUCAACCAUUGAGAGUUGGUGAGAGCACUGCAAGACUUGAGUUUAGCAACAAUGAGCUAGGCUUCUACUACUAUGACCUCAAUCUGAAGGCGACCUCAGCUGGGCCAGAGAGAGCCCUGUACUUCAGGACCUGUUUGGGCCAAAGUCAAGUCCAAGUUGCAAAAUUCUUGAACUUUGCAAAACAGAAAACAGACUACACUUGCAAGGUUGAUAACGGAGAUUUCCAUGUUGAUAAAACAGUGGCUGCAGCACCAGGAUCAACUGGUGGAACAGAAGUAGGUCUGGAUGUCUCGUUUGAACCGUCACGUCUAGGAGAACAGAGGGCGCUGCUAGUGGUGAGCUCUCCAGUUGGAGGUGAAUACAGUUUCCCGCUCUUUGGUACCUGCAUUGCUCCAAAACCACAGGGACCAUUUAUGAUCAAGUCAGGAUCCACUACGACCAUAUCUUUCAGAAAUGUCUUCAGUAGUACAACAGCAUUUACUUUCCAAGUUGACAAUCCACUUUUCCAUUUAGUAAAAACAAGUGAAAAUAUUCGCUCACGUAAAGAUCAUAGAAUUUCUGUAGGCUUUGAUGGAAACGAGGUUGGUGCAAAAGCGGCUGUCAUGGGCAAACUCAUUGUGACAUGCCCAAGAUCUGCUGGUGGGAAUUCUAACGUACAGUGGGUGUACUACCUUAAAGGUAUUACCCAAUAAAUUUGAACAUUCUAUUUUUGCAUUACCCUCUGAAAAUAUGAAAAACAUUUAGACUUUGUUUUAUAAAUAUACUUUUAUAAAUUAAUAGUUGUGUGAAUAGAAAAACUACAGAUAUAAAUUUCUGCUGAAUUGUGUGAUAAAUGAACAUUGUGCUUUUAUUGAUAUUGAUUAAAAAUAAAAUGUUAACUUCUGUUUGUAUGUAUGAUAUAUGUUACUGUUGAUAUAAAUUUGUAUUGUUUAUUUAAACUAUUUAUUGACUUUAUUACUGGAAGAUUAAAAUGUUAUGUUGAUUGCAGGAACUGCAAAGUUUAGACUAUGAAUUGACUUGUUGCAUGAUUUUUUUAUUAGAAAAUAAAUUUGUUAAACAUUAUGGCACAAUAUUGAAAAUGUAUCAAUUCUUUAAUUGAUAACUGAGACACAGAAUUUGAUUGGUAAACUGUAUAUAAAUAAAUAUUGCCGCAGUUUAAAUUUGUUAUAAUGUAUUUUAAGGAAUAAUUAAAGCUGUUAAUUCACAUUAUAUGCAACACAUCUUUCCGUCCAAAUGAAAUUUACAUUUUUUUCUGUUAUAUACAUGAUAUAAUCAAUGUACACUGCUAUACAUUAGUGUACAUGUAUAUUUCUAGCUGGAUUGCAUUCCGUCCCAAUGUUUUAAUCUUAACAUGUAUGAAAUUCAGUAUUUAUAAAACAGUUAUUAUUUACAAAAUAACAUUCCCCAAAUAUGUGUUAUUAUGUACAUUGACUUACAUUUUGUUAUGAAAAAAUGAUUGUUUAAGUAUUACCGUAGUUAAUGUAUUUAAGAAGCUGACCACUGCUGUGAUACUUUUUUUAUGAAUUUUUCUAUAUAAUAACAGUUAGUUUGCUGUCUUAAAAUGUACUUUGAAAGCUUCACAAUAAAAUUAUUUUCUGUGAA
Molecule: messenger RNA, 13534 nt
Organism: Ruditapes philippinarum (Manila clam)
Lineage: Eukaryota; Metazoa; Mollusca; Bivalvia; Venerida; Veneridae
Product: hydrocephalus-inducing protein homolog
Exons: 72
Coding region: 133-12624 (4163 amino acids)
Biological process (GO): cilium movement; axonemal central apparatus assembly
Cellular component (GO): axoneme
Source: RefSeq, a predicted model, not a curated record